AUGUCACCUUCGGUACACGAUGCGCAACCCACGUUCAGCGUGCUCACGACGCUACAAGCACUGGCAAUGGCGAUCAAACGCAAGAUGGCGUCCGCUCCCGGCUAUGGCAGCAAAUACUUCAGGCGUACCAGAAGCACAUCUGUCGAGGACAAGCAGAGACCGAACUUCUUGAAACUUCCACCUGAGCCACGCAACUACAUCUACGAUCUUUCUCUCGUUCAAGCAGGCAUACGCAUACAAGUCACUCCUCAGCUCAAGAUCCCUGGCCUUCUAGCAAGCUGCCAGCAGAUACGACAGGAAGCAAUUCGGAUAUACUGGCUGCAGAACGAGUUUGAAGUCAAGAUCUUCGACCACGAUGUCAGAGUCUGGAUCAGAUUCUCGAUUCUACUGUGCGGACUUGAAGAACUACAGUAG
Molecule: messenger RNA, 414 nt
Organism: Fulvia fulva
Lineage: Eukaryota; Fungi; Ascomycota; Dothideomycetes; Mycosphaerellales; Mycosphaerellaceae
Exons: 2
Coding region: 1-414 (137 amino acids)
Source: RefSeq, a predicted model, not a curated record